Molecule: messenger RNA, 2724 nt
Organism: Acaromyces ingoldii
Lineage: Eukaryota; Fungi; Basidiomycota; Exobasidiomycetes; Exobasidiales; Cryptobasidiaceae
Product: actin-like ATPase domain-containing protein
Exons: 6
Coding region: 85-2547 (820 amino acids)
Biological process (GO): regulation of DNA-templated transcription; double-strand break repair
Cellular component (GO): Ino80 complex
Source: RefSeq, a predicted model, not a curated record
UCUGGCUGCACCACCACAUCAAUCAACUCUCUAACUUUCUUCUCUCGAAAGGCACACGAACGGCUACCACAGAAAGGAAUCAGGAUGCCGCCAAAGGGGAGCAAGAUGAAGCCCUCGAUGGCGCCCAACUCGGCAGCUGAUCCCAGUCGAGAGCUCCCCCUGGCCUACACGACAUUCACCGUGCCCCCGCCCCUCAACGCCAAGAACAUUGCCUCUACCUAUCUAAGAACGGACUCGCAGACAUGGGUUGCGCGGCUACAGGCACAGCAACAAGCACAGGGACCACUGAACCGGGGCAAAAAGCGGCGGAAAGCACCGAUGGGACCCGCUGCCUCGACGGCCGAAGGCACGCCUGUGGAUGCUCAAGGCAGCGAAGACGAGGACGAAGAGGCGACUGGGCCGCCGUCUUCGACCACCAUCGUCAUCCACCCUUGCUCCACCCACCUUCGCAUUGGUCUCUCUUCGGACAUCUAUCCACUAACAAUGCCCCAGAUGGUGGCGCGAAGGCCCAAGGAAGGCGUGCAUGGUUCUGAGAUUGCACAGGAAAGUGAGGAAGACGAAGAUGCGAUCAUGAAGGAUGCCUCCUCGGCUUCUCCAUCCGGCCCAUCUCGGACUGGAAGUCCCUUCUCAGAUCUCUCUACAAAGAUUGAAGUGCUCCGCUCCGAUCUCAAGAACAUCAUGCGGAACCUCAAGCUGAGGCCAGUGACGAAUGCAAAGCAGCAGGCAUCCAAUUACAACGCUUCGGUCAAGCCCGAGGUGGUUCCUGAGCACAACGAUGUAUUUGCCGUCGAGUGGAUCAACUCCAAGGCAAAGGACAUGGGCGACGUUGUGGUGGGAGAGAAAGCAAGGAGGAUGGAUUGCUUCUCGCAGGAAAUGCCGUCCUCUUCAUCGACAGGUGACCAAGAUGAACGACGAUGGAAGCUGUUCCAGCCAAUGAGGAGCGGCCGGCUCGACACGGACUCUUACAUUGAAGCGUACGGACCCUCUGCCGCCAAACAGGCCCUCCUCAACGACCUUAAGACCAUCUGGACCCAUGCGAUUGCAACGCCAAGAGAAGACCCUGAUGCCAGGCACGAGCCAGGCAAGAUCGUCGAGCACGGCCUGGGCAUACCUUCGAGGGACUGGUCCCUGUACAACGUCAUCCUCGUCAUUCCAGACCUCUAUUCUAUGUCCGAUGUCGAAGAUCUGACGAGGCUGCUAUUGGACGAGAUGGGCUUUGCGGCGAUCCUGCUCCAGCAAGAGGGCGUCUGCGCAACCUUUGGUGCCGGCAUCAGCUCUGGAUGCGUCAUCCAUAUCGGUAGCGACCGGACAAGCGUGACGUGCGUCGAUGAGGGGCUUGUCGUUAGUGAGAGCCGUCUGUCGCUCCACUACAGCGGCGCCGACAUCUCAAAAUUCUUUGUCGAGCUGCUGCAGAGGGCCAAUUUGCCCUACAAGGGCCUCCAGAUGGAGAAGCUGCUGGCCGAUGCCUGGCUGGCCGACGAGCUCAAGGAGCGUCUCUGCACCUUGGACCCCAUGCAGCUUGGCCUUGUCAUCAACGACGUCCAUGUGCGGCUGCCUAGCCAACCGACAAGGAAGUACGCACUGCGGACCUAUGACGAGAUCAUCCUCGCUCCGAUGUGCCUCUUCAGCCCUCGAGUCAUUGACUUUGACAAGAAGCGUCCCAAAGCAGGGCAAAGGACGGUGAACUACCAAGCGCCUGCUGCGUCGGAUCCCGUCGCUGACGAGGACGAUGGCACCGAGGAGCGUGGAGUGCCCGUGACGACGGCCAUGAACCUCUGCAUCCGUCACCUAUUGCCCGCAGUUCCCACUCCAGCUCCCGUCGCCAUGACGCCAGACGCUUCUAAGGGCGCCGCUACUUCGUCUAAGCAAGGCACGCCUGCUGCGUCCCCCAUGCCCAAUUCGGGCGAGUCCAAUGGGCAAGCGACAGCCACACUCAAGGCAGACGAGGCCGCGACCGCUCAGCCCAGUCGAGCUGGCAGUCCAUCCGCGAAUGAUGGGCCAUCGACGCCCGCCGUUCUGGCUGGUGAUGGUGACGUAGGCUCUGAGCGACAGUCGCCAAACCCCGCUUCGAAGGACACGCCGACUAAGGCUGCACAGCAGCAGCAACACCUUCCUGCUUCCUUUUCGAUCGAUGCGGCUUGGGAGGCAGGCAAGGUGCCCUUGGACUUUGCAGUGUGGCACAGCAUCCUUGGUAGCAUCUCCAAUAUGACGAGCACCGGCACAGCAGAGGAGCGGGUCAAGCGUCUUACGGCCAACAUCAUCUGCACAGGAGGCACUGGUCUUUUGCCGGGCCUUGGCAUGGCUCUGGAGGCGAGGAUGGGUGCAUAUGUCACCCAGUGGUACACGCUGCAGCUGGGCAAGGACGCCGCCAAUGCGCCCAACGCAACGGUCAUUCCGCCCCCCAGAGACAUGGAUCCACGCGUGCUCGCCUGGAAGGGCAUGUCUGUCCUCGCGCGUCUCGAGAGCGCCCAGGAGAUGUGGGUUCCUCGUCACGAGUGGUCCGUCUUUGGAACACGAGCCAUCAGAGAGAAGAGUCUGUUCUUGUAACAUCAUUUGUAUUCGUAUCAUGCCAUCGGCAAGACAAAAGAGAAGGGAGAAAUAAAUCAUCAGCCUGCCACAGGGCGUACGUAUUGCAGGGCGAAGGCUUGACUGCGCCGCUCGCGCCUUUGCGUGCCAAGCCUGUCAGCACUUUCUUCCCACUUCAUGAUCUAAUUCUCGACUGAA